ACUCAGUUGACGUGAGAUAGCGAUGGGAAGUGGUUCUGACAUUGUGUACUCACAAGUUUUUUUUUUAUUGUGAGGUUAGUUCUUGACAAACUUUAUUCGGAAACGAAUUAAAUCUGCGCGUUUUUGACGUCACCCACUUUUUUUGUCAUUGUAAAAACAGACAAGAUCCCCGGCUCCAAGUCUUCAUAUCUGCGUUCUUUACGCUUCCUCUGCAAAUUUUCUUUUUCCUCUCAUAAGAUUUUCACUAAUCGCUCUCUAUCAGGUAUAUUGCUUUGACUGAUUUCUUUCCUUCCAAUCAUCAUUUAAAAUUUGAUUUUAAAUUUUCUUUUAAAAAAAAACGUGUUUUAGAUAGGGACUAAGGCUCAAAUAUUUUCCAUACCCGGAACUCGUGCGUUAAAAAUACCUUCCGUUUCCUAGAUCGCGUAUUAAAAGCUACUCCAUUCAAAAUGACCGAGGCAAGUACCGUGUUCACGAUGGAGAAAAUCAAACAACUCGCCAGCAAGAAUCGGACAAUUUUUGUAAUUAACAAUGAAGUCUAUGAUGUGAGUAAAUUUUUGGACGAGCAUCCUGGUGGUGAAGAGGUGUUGCAGGAGCAUGCUGGCAAGGAUGCCUCUGAAACUUAUGAAGAUGUCGGCCAUUCCUCUGACGCUCGUGAAAUGAUGGUCAAGUUCAAAAUUGGAGAACUCUGCGAGAGUGACAAGAAAGCUCUACAAAGCAAAAAGGACAAAAAUAAAGCCUCAGCCACAACAAGCAUCAGUGACAACUUCAGCACGUAUAAAUCAGGGAUCAUCUCUGUUGUUGUUGCUUUCAUAGUAACUUACAUCUAUUCAUUCUACAUUUGAACUCAUAUGAUUAUAUUACAUCAUUAUGACCUCGUGACUUUUACAUCUAUGUUUUUUUUUUUUUUACUUUGGCUAUAUCUACUGUGACUCUUUUUGUUAAAUACAUUUGUUUCAUUUAAUACGUUUA
Messenger RNA from Bemisia tabaci, 969 nucleotides. Its product is annotated as cytochrome b5. Gene Ontology annotation, cellular component: membrane; intracellular membrane-bounded organelle. The record is from RefSeq and is a predicted model, not a curated record. Lineage: Eukaryota; Metazoa; Arthropoda; Insecta; Hemiptera; Aleyrodidae. Gene Ontology annotation, molecular function: heme binding.